AUGGCCGAGAUCCCAUUGCUCCGCGUCGUGUCCGUGUCCAGCGAGGAUCCGCAACACCCGGCCCGGAACUUGCUGCAGCCGGAGGCCGGCGGGCGAUGGCGGGGGGCGAAGGCGGGAGAGCGGCAGAUCAGCGUGGAGCUGGAGGUCCCCAUGGGGCAGCGCCUCCAGCGCCUGCUCAUUGGCAACAACGGCUCCGCCUUCGUCGAGGCCCUGGUGGGCACCCAGGAGGGGGGCAGCUUCCAGGUGCUGCUGCCCACUGCCGCCUUCAUGACCCCCCGUGAGAGCCGCGAGGGGGCGGAGCCUCGCCGGGGGCGGAGCUUCGGGCCCGAGGCCCUGGUGAAGGGCGCCCUGGAGGGGAGCUGGGACCGCCUGCGCCUCGUCUGCACCCAGCCCUACAGCCAGGAUCGUCCCUUUGGUCUCUCCUAUGUUCGUCUCUUCGGCCCCCCGGAGGAUGCGGCUCCUGCUGAGGCCCCGGUUCGCCGCUUGGGCCUUUUCACCCUCCGGGAGGGGGGGCCCUCCCCCCUGCGCCCCCCCGGGGCCCUCUUCUACCAGCGCCCCCCUUCCCCCACAGGUAAGAGCCCCUCCCCCCUAUAUGCUGGCUCCACCCCCAAACCCCGGCCCCCCAAGCGCCGCCCCUCCCCGCCUCCUCCCACCGCAGCCAAUGGGACGCCUCGGAAACAGCCCCGCCCUCUCACCCCCAAAGCCACGCCCCCUCCCACCCAAACCACGCCCCCUCCGGCCGCCAUCUUGGCCGGGGUGGUGGUGGCCCUGAGUGGUUUCGAGAACCCCCUCCGCGGCCAAUUGCGCGCCGCCGCCGUCGCCAUGGGAGCCGAGUACAGCCCUGAUUGGACGCCGCGCUGCACCCACCUCGUCUCCGCCUUCUCCCGCACCCCCAAAGCCGCCCGGGCCCGGGCCAUGGGGGGGCUCCUCGUGAGCCCUGAUUGGAUCUGGGACUGCCAGAGGCGGGGCCGCCGCCUGCCCUGCCGCCCGUACCUCCUGGAUGGCUCCGCCUCCUCCGGCAGCGAUGGGGAGGAGCCUGAUGAGGCCACGCCCCCUCCAGACCCAGCCCCUCACGUGACCAGUGGUAAGCCACGCCCCCCUCCUCCAUUCCCCCCCCUUUAAAGGGGCCACAGCCCCACAUCGACCCCGUCCAAUCCCAUUGCAGGAGCUGAUUCGGGCGAUGCCAGCGACCAAUCAGAGCCGGAUGAUCCCUAUGGGGGCUCCACAGAGGAGAACAGUGAGGAAGAGGAGGAGGAGGAGGAGCCCAUUCCCCCCUUGCCUGACUUCUUCCGGGGCCUCUCGUUCCUAUUGGCCGGCAGCUUCCCGGAGGGGGAGGGGCGAUGGCUGCGGCGCCUCGUGAUCGCCUUCGGGGGGACCCUGGCCCCCUCCAUGAACGAUGCAGUGACCCACGUGGUGACAGCGGACGGCUGGGACGAGGCCUUUAACCAGGCGCUGGAGCUCCGCCCCUCACUGACCAUCGUGCGCCCCCAUUGGCUGCUGCGCUGCGGCGAGCAACAGCGCCCCCUCCCGGCCCAGCCCUUCGCCGUUGUGCCGACCGACGUGGGGUCGCUGUGACGUCAUCACGCUGGCC
Molecule: messenger RNA, 1591 nt
Organism: Neopsephotus bourkii (Bourke's parrot)
Lineage: Eukaryota; Metazoa; Chordata; Aves; Psittaciformes; Psittacidae
Product: DNA repair protein XRCC1-like
Exons: 14
Biological process (GO): base-excision repair; single strand break repair
Cellular component (GO): nucleus
Molecular function (GO): damaged DNA binding
Source: RefSeq, a predicted model, not a curated record